CGGAAAGAAUAUAAUGCGGUGGGUUCGAAGAAUCGAAUCACUGCGAACCCAACAAAAAAAUCUGAAUCCUUCCUUCCUCACUUCCAUCUUCCAAUUCCCCGAAAAAAUCUUCCCCGUAACCCCGCCGCCGCCUCAAACCAAUCGUACGGCCAGAGCCCCGGCGACCCCCCAAAACCUGAACAUGGAAGCCGCCGGCGGGAAUCUCGAUCUCAACGACACCGCCAAUUCCGCCCUCGUCGAUUCCUUCUGCGAGAUCACCUCCUCCAGCAGGCAGGAAGCCGCUUUCUUCCUCGAGAGCCACCAAUGGGAUCUCGACGCCGCCGUCUCCACCUUCCUCGACAAUGAUAACGCCGCUGUCGCCGUCGCCGCUUCUUCUGCUGCUGCUGCUAGUGCUCGUGCUGUUCCUCUUCCUCCGACUGGUGGCGGUGGCGGUGGCACUCCUUCUCCGGCGGAUUCGCCGGACGAAUCGAUGUCUCCUAACUACUCCCCCUCGCAGUCUCCUGCUAGGUCCAGGUCACGAUCCCGCUCCUCGUCUCCUGCUCCCGCGACUAUGUCUAGGUUGCCCUACCAGCUGAGAUCGAGAGGGGAGAAGAAGAGUAAGAAGACUGGUACGGCUGGUGCUAGUGGGAGUGGGAAUCGUGGUGGAAUUAGGACUUUGGCUGAUCUCAAUCGGAUCCCUGGUGGUUCUGAUAGCGAUGAUGACGACGACGAGCCGCAGGAGUAUUACACCGGAGGCGAGAAGAGUGGCAUGCUGGUCCAAGAUCCUACAAAGCGAUAUGAUGCAGAUUCGAUUUUCGAUCAAGCUAGAAACUCAGGAGCUGUUCAAAGGCCUGAGGAUUCUUCUGCUCGGUCUUCUUCGGCUUCGAGAAGCUUUACUGGAACUGGGAGACUACUCACUGGAGACACAGUUCCUACUUCUGCACAGCCUCCUGAGUCUGUCAAUCAUACCAUCACUCUCUGGAGGAAUGGCUUCACUGUCAAUGAUGGACCUUUGAGGAGGCUGAAUGAUCCUGCUAAUGCCGAAUUCCUCGAGAGUGUUCAGAGAUCCGAGUGUCCAAGAGAGCUUGAACCAGCAGACAGGAGAACUAAGGUCCAUCUUGACCUUGUGAGACGGGAUGAAAACUUUGCAGAACCAGCAAAGAAGAAACCAGCCUUCCAAGGCACGGGCAGAACUCUGGGAACUACCGGUGAUGGUGGAGCCUCAGCAUCAGAGUCACCAGCCGCUCCACCAUUGAAGUCUGCACCAGCUCCGUCGAUCGGUCUGACUGUGGAUUCCUCAUUACCAACAACCUCGAUUCAGCUACGGUUGGCAGAUGGGACCCGGAUGGUCUCCAGGUUCAACCUCCACCACACUGUAAGAGACGUGCGUUCUUUCAUCAUGGCGUCGAGACCUGGUGAAGCUCAAGGUUUCCAGCUGCAGACGAUGGGGUUCCCUCCCAGACAGCUCACCGAUCCAGAUCAGACGAUAGAGGAUGCUGGGAUCGCGAGUUCGGUAGUGAUUCAGAAAUUUUAGAGCAGAGUAACGGUUAAUCUCAUUGCUAGGGCAGUGGCAUUGUUAGCUAAGACGUUUGCUUUUUUGGUUUCGUGACUGUCUUAUUAUUGUCGGAUUGAUUCAGGCUACAUUUAGGAAAAUUGUGAACCACACUCUAAUUAUUCAAAUCAAAACCAAUUAGCUUGAAGAGUUUCAUUUAUUUAUGAAUCCAUUUUCUGAAGCAAUCCAGAGAAAAGUUCAAUGAUUUUUCUUUUGAGUAAUGUCGUUUAUUUUUAACUAGCAUAGGAACCGGCCCGUUGGUCGGGAGAAUUUUGUCAAAAAAUAUGAUAGAUAAUAAUAAAUAUAAUAUAUGAUUUAAAAUACACGAAAUGAAUGUUUGUAUCAUAGUUAUGCACAUAAUAUUUUUGAAAGUGAUCCAACUAUGUAUAAUGUGUUUAGUCCUCUAUAAAAGAAAAAAAAAAGUAUGAUAUAAGCAUUACAUGUAAUUACUGAAUGAAAAAAGAAAUAAAUAAACUAAUUGUCAUUCGUAGUUUAAUUAAAUCAUAUAGUUGAAUAUUAGAGUUGCUUCUCAUAAUACAUAAUUAAUCAACAUUUAGGAUGAAAGAAAAUAUAUUUCAUAGAGUUUAGUAUAUCCUUUAAAUUAUUUUCCAAUAGAGAGCAUUCUUUUUUACCACACAGUUGGUAAUGAAUCUGAAGUUGGUUGAUUAGAAAUAUAUGAAACAUGAUGUUAAGUUUUCGCUAAUAGUUAGUUGAACAAUGUAUUGUGUACGGACUUCCCAAAUUUCUCUCAUAACACAAACAUGUCUAGCAACAAUGUAAUAAUUUUGACUGUAGCAAAUAUUUUUUUCAUGAAGUAAUUCAAUAAAUAAAAAACCUAUGAAAAUCAUAUUAUAUGAAAUAUAUGUUACUCAUUAAGUUGAUGAAUGAGCGAGGAUAAGAAGAGAGGACAACUGCCUUGCUCAAUUUGAGUUUUCUAAUUGAAAGUAGCAAGCCACUCCACUACUGGUAUAUAGGCCAGAUAGAAGGUUGCUUCCUCUAUAUGUGAAGGCAAAGAACAUAUAGAAGCUAGCUUUUUUUUUGUCUUGUAAGCAACCAUGCCUAUAUAAUCAUAAUCGAAUUUUGCUUACCAAAGUGGUCUUACUAAAAGUAAGUAAGCAACCAGUUUCGUUCCAAGUGACAUGGCUUUUCACUAUUCUUUUCCAGAGAUGGUUGCUCAUCCAGCCCGGCGGAUCCAUUGUUUAUGCGGCAGUGCGAUGCAGCUGAAAAAGCCCUUUUUCUAUUAGUAGUGGUUGCGGAAAACUCCAAAACUAGGGUUCGCUACUCUUAUUUUAAAAGGAUAUAAGUUGCAAAGUGUCAUUUGGGUUGAAUGAGAUCGCAUAUUCUCGUUAUCACUAACUCACUUAUGCUUUUUUGCAAUAGAUUGUUCAAAAUGUG
This is a messenger RNA of Linum trigynum, 2926 nucleotides long. The record is from the annotation of a GenBank genome assembly. NCBI's taxonomy places the organism in Eukaryota, Viridiplantae, Streptophyta, Magnoliopsida, Malpighiales, Linaceae.